UGUAAAUCGUGAAGAUGAAAAAUCUUCGCACACCAUGUAGUUUGGUCGCCAACACCAGUGUCCUUUGCUUUUGGAAACAAUAUAUGAUUGGGAGCUGACCCCUCAUCUGCGUGCUGCGAUUCCUCGAAGGAAUUCAUGUCUUUUUACAGUGAGCCUCCUGUACUCAGCGAACUACGUACAUCGUGCCACCUUUGAAGUCGAAGUCGAUGUCGAAUCUAAUGCCUGCGUAAGAGUAGCCCCCCCCUGCUCGAAGCUGCGACCUGAUGUAGUUGUUCCAUCUCCGGGCUUGUACUCAAAAUCUACCAGUAAAACCUCAAUCUUCAUCGACGACACAGAAACAUGUCGGGCCCCCAGCUCUCCGCGGUUUCUCUGGAUGAUUUCGCGAACAACAGCGACGAUAGCAGCGACAAGGAUUCGGGUUUGUCGGAUGUUGAAAAUGAAGACAGCAGGGAACAACGGCGUGGUCCAUUUCAAGGCAUCAAUAAGGGAAAGAAAAAUAAAACAGGACCUGGAUGUUGCAACAAAUUGGAUAAAAAGGCCACGAAAAAACAAACCCCUGACGCGGAAGAAGAUCCUCUCCUCGAGCUGUACAAGGAUGCGAUAGACCGCUGGCAAGUGGACACGGAGAACCACAACCCAAAAACAUCCGCUAUGGGGCCCUCAAUUGUUACAUUCCCAACUGUCACAUGAAUUUGUAAUGCAAGAAUAGCAAAAGUCAAAGGGGGACAAUUGCACCUCUAGCAUUACAAAUUCCGCACAGAUUUCGGUGCUGCUUAGCCCUUCGCACAUUUACCAUGCGAAGCAGCUUGAUCGCGUGGAUGAUAAUGGUAGCUUUGCAUGACAAAUUCAUGUAACAGCUGAGAGUGUAACGCUUGAGAGUCCCAUAUCCGCGACCGCCUUUCCGAAAUGCUACUACCUCGAAUCGAAGACGAAACAGCUAUUCAUCUGGGACCAGAACUCCGGGGUUUUGUUUCAAUUCGAGAAAGAAACGCAGGAUGUGAUGCCCAUCUGGCAGAGCGGAAAUGCCGCGGUGAACGCGGAAAUUUGGACACGGAUACCAAUUCCGCCGACUGACGCGAAUUACGGGGCGACAAAUCAUCAAUUAUCCUCAGGAGUAGAGCAGGCGAAUCUGUUGAAUCAACAGCAGCAAGGGGCCGCAGGUAUAAUCGGGAAAAAUGCAGCGUUAUCUGGAGCAGCAGGACUUCCUGAUCAGCAAGACGAUUCGGCCGCCACCUCCAGCGCCGCAGACUGGCUGCGGAAAAGGAAACAAGAACAGGAAGCGAAGCUGGCGGCGGAUGAAAAGGAGAAGAUCAAGAACAAAUACGUGAGUCAGAAAGAUUUGGAAAAGUUUUACAACAAAACGCCAACAGGUUCAAACCCAAUAACAAUAACAAAGAACCACGGCGCGACUGCAUCUUCCCGAAAUAAGAGAAGGUCUGCCGAUGAAAUGAGCCGGCAGGCAGGCGAAGCAGUCGUGGAAGCGCUCGGUAUUGAAAUCGGCGAAGCGGACCCGACUAUUCCGAUUGAGAAGGAAGAGGAAGUACUCGACGAUGAGGAUCUUCUUCCCGGCCAAGCCGGCAUGCCGUUCAUCCUGACUGGGGAGCCAGUGCAGUUUGGGACCACGUCGGGGACAAGAAGCCCAAGCGCUGCUAGAAGUGUCGACGACCGGCGAGGACCGGAACACAUGAAUGAUCCCAACGACGAGCAAAACCGGAAAUUUGUGGAGGACCAGGCUAGCAAACAGAAGUGGACACCGGAAGUCAGGAACGAGCUUAAAAAGCUGCCGAGUUAUCUAGCACGAUUUGUUGUCGAAAAGCACUUGAAACAGAUCGAACAGCGGCAGCAGAAAAACUACCACAACAGUCAAACUUCUUUGAAAGCAAAGAGCGACCUGUUUCUCGCAGAGCUGGAAACUUGCAGGGAGGAAGCACCGUUUCUUUUCUUCCCGAAUCAUGGUAGCAGCGGUGGCGUUCUUGCGGGCAGGUAUAAGAACAACCGGGUCGGCGGGAAGAAUUCUAACGGGGUGUACCAAAACGGCUCGGUGUUGAUAGGCUCCAUGCUCUUGCCGGAGUUGCAGUACUCGAAAUUGCCGAGAUUGGUGUUGCGAGUAGACGUGUCUGCGAGGGAUGGAAGUGUGAGAUUGAAGAACUUUGUCGCAGGAGCUGCAUCAUCUAGUACUUCUGCGAGAAGCAGCAGUCGGACGGGUGCUGAUAGAAGGAAGAAAACCUCCCCUGGAGCUGCAGGUGGAAGGAGCAGCAAAAGCAGGACUAAGAAAAACAAGAUUAAGCAAACCAUCGUAGAGGUAGACGAAGACGAAAGCGAGGACAAAAGCGAGAAUGCUGGGAGCGACGAGUCUUUCAGUGACGACGAGGAAAAAGAAGCUCAAGAACUACAGAGGAUACGAAGUUUGUUCGAAAUCCGGGUCAACGACAAAGUUGUCGACUUCGACGACACUUCUAAAACGACGGAGGUGGUGCUCGGGCAAGCAGUAGAGCAGACGCAGAGCUCGUCAAGAACAUCAAAUCGGAAAAAAGACGGUGACGCAGUACUACAGCACAGUAAAGCGAAUCUACAACAAAACACCUCCUUCACCCUCCAGAUCGGAAAUUAUUUGAGGCUACGCUUCUCCAAAUGGCAGGGGAAUCUGAUGGAGUACCUGCUUGCGCCGGCGAAAAAAUCUUCAGGAGCCACUUCGUCCUCUUCUUCAGCAGCUGCUCCUCCGUACAACGCCGGUGUAGGAGGAGCUUCUGGCAGCUCAAGAACAUCUGCGUCGACCACAACGAUGACAUCAAGCUCCUCGUCCUACCUCGCCGAACUUUCUGCGAAAGCGGAACAACUCCGGGACAAGGUGCAGGAGAAGCUGAAAGCGGAAAAGUUGGUAAAGGGAGGAGAUAGGAGAAGUGGUUCCGAAGAUGAAUCCGACGAGGAUGCAGCUGGGGACUUGACGGGAAAUAGAAGCAGGAUAAAAGCCAAACGACAAAAGUUGGGUCAGCAGCAGCAGCUCACUCUAGCGGGGCAGCAGCAGCAGAGACGGGAAGGUGGGAAAAAGUACAAAACGAAGGAGGAAGAUUUGUCGAGCUUGAUUGCCCGGAAAACGCUAGGGGAGGAGAGAGGGGUGUUUUUUUGAAAGCGAAAGAUUUCCGUAGCAGUGGAAAAUUGCUGCUUAUUUGCGUGCGUCUGCAAUGACGGUGACACGACUUUUGAUGGAAACUCACUGGAAAGUUCUUUUUGUGUGCUGGGUUACCUUUUGCGCCCGCCACGACAUUUUUCUACAAACAAUGACUGUCCAUGGCAGACGAGAGCUGAUGAAUUAGUGUGCGCCGGAAGAAGUUUCAAUAUGCUGCUGAAU
Molecule: messenger RNA, 3349 nt
Organism: Amoebophrya sp. A120
Lineage: Eukaryota; Dinophyceae; Syndiniales; Amoebophryaceae
Source: the annotation of a GenBank genome assembly